AUGCCCUCUUUUCACCCAGGACAGACGGUCAACUACAAGCCCGUAGGCGGACCCAAUUCGAAUACGAGUUCAAGCAAGGGCAUCAUUCGCGAUGUGGCUACUAAGCCUGGAGCUACGUUGACGGGCCGAAGUGUCUCAGCUUCGGAACAGAUGCCAAGUUACCAGGUGCGUGCAACUCAUUUUGGAAAAGCUGCCAUGAGUAGCUGCCAUGAGUAUUGA
Messenger RNA from Penicillium angulare, 219 nucleotides. Its product is annotated as hypervirulence associated TUDOR domain-containing protein. The transcript has 2 exons. The coding region runs from base 1 to 219 and encodes 72 amino acids. NCBI's taxonomy places the organism in Eukaryota, Fungi, Ascomycota, Eurotiomycetes, Eurotiales, Aspergillaceae. The record is from RefSeq and is a predicted model, not a curated record.